Molecule: messenger RNA, 2009 nt
Organism: Raphanus sativus (radish)
Lineage: Eukaryota; Viridiplantae; Streptophyta; Magnoliopsida; Brassicales; Brassicaceae
Exons: 2
Coding region: 481-1635 (384 amino acids)
Source: RefSeq, a predicted model, not a curated record
CAAUAGAACAUCUUUUAGAAAAAAAGUAUUUAGAUUUUAAAAGUUGCAUCAUAUGGCACUUGUAUUAGAGGGAAAGUAUCCUUUGAGAAGUAAAAAAUAGCUCAAUGACUGCACCCAAAUUGAAGGAAGAUCUCUACAUUAACAACAGAUGGUGUGAGUUCUUCUGGUACUGGAGAAAUUUGCGUUUCACUUGCACAGAGUGCAGCAACCACACUUGCACGUUCACGUCGCCUUCUCGUCGACGAGACACACACGAGGGAUAGACAGUACAGUUGUCAUCAGGAUGGGUUGGAAACAGAUCAGGUGAAAUUGAAGGGGUCAUCGAUUGGUUCUGAGGGUUCGUCGGAAGGGUCAGGAGAGGCAAAGGAGGAGCCUACCGGUCUGAUUGGUGGGAAGGGAGCUUCAUGGGUGGAGGUAGCGCAGGAGAAGAAGGUGUUAAAGAAAUAUGAUGUGGAGAUAUCAAGCAAAGAUGGGGUUCACAUGGUGGAGAUUCCAGAUGAGGUUCUGGAGAAUCCGACGCCACUAUGGGAAGACUUCAUUGUUGGAAAGUUCUUGGACCUGGCUCCUCACGUAGCUAAGGUGCACAUGGUUCUCAACAAAAUAUGGAAGUAUGGCGACUCAGCUAUGAAGGUGGAUGUGUAUGAGGAAAACCCUACUACUAUGAGGUUUAAGGUAUCAAAUCAGAAAGCAAGGGAGAAGAUUCUGCGUCGUGGAAUGUGGAACAUUGCUGGAGUACCAAUGAUUGUCACUAAAUGGACCCCAAGUUCAGGGGAUGACAAGAAGGAGGAUGAAGCAAUCCCUAUGUGGGUGCAUCUGGAAAAGGUUCCUUUACAUAUGUACUCAUGGGAAGGUAUAAGUUUCUUCACUAGCACGGUUGGUGUUCCGGUAAAACUGCAUCCAGAAACCAUUGCUUGUACGAACCUUGAGGUGGCUAAGGUGUUCGUCAAUGUAGAUGUUUCAAAAACGCUGCCAAAGGAAAUCAAUUUUUCUAAGAAUGGGAAGCAGUUUGUAGUAAAGUAUUACUACCCAUGGCUUCCGGCAAGAUGUAAUUACUGUGAUAAGUGGGGGCAUGGAGAAGCGGUCUGUGCAGUGAAGGCAAAAGGGAAGAAGAGGACUGAGAGUACUCCAGUUGUGAUAUCAAAAUCACAGGAUAAGAAAGAGGAGAUUGAUAAAGAGGUGGAAACUGUUAACGUCUGUAUUGAUGAGGAAGUUGCUGUUGCUAAAUCACAUGAAGCUAAAAAGGGAACAGUCAAUGAAGAAGUCCCAAAGGUUCUACAAGAAGAGGAUAAGUGUGUGAGUGUGAAGGAUUCAAAUGCCUGGUCUCUUGUAUCUCCGGGGAAAAUAGGCAGACUCUCAGUUAGUUCAAACCAGAAGGAGCAGGGAGUCUUAAUAUCUGCUUCUAAGUUCUCAUUACUGAGCACUGAAGAAGAAAAGGAAGUUGAUAAAGAAGAUGGUGAAAUAAUUUCUGAAGAGCAGGUUCUGGAUGUUGAUGAAACUGAAGAGGAGGAGCUGAUAGAUAGAAGCUUAUUGGAUCAGCAAAUAAGAGAGGAGGUAAAAGUGGGAAGACGUGGUCGCAAGCCUAAAGCUCUGGAUGCAAAUCCAGUGAGCACUAGGACUAAGCGACAAAAACAUUAACAUGUCAAGCUUCUUCUGGAAUGUUCGUGGAUUCAACAAAAAUAUUAAGCAAUCUGCGGUACAAGAGUGGGUAAGAAGAAACAAUAUGCAAUUUGGAUGUAUCUUGGAAACUAGGGUGAAGGAGAAAAAGGCUGAGAAUAUUUUGAAAAAAGUGUUUAAAGAUUGGUUCUACUUGACUAAUUAUGAGCACAGUCAAGGUGGGAGGAUUUGGUUUGCUUGGAAGGAUGAGGUUUGUGUGACUCCGGUGCUCAAGACGAAUCAGUUUAUCACUUGUUCUAUUGGAUUACCAAAUCAAGAAGAGUUUUUCUAUACCAGUGUUUAUGCUAGCAACUCGUUGGAGGAGAGAAAGGAGUUGUGGUCUGACCUUUGUCUUC